Corticium candelabrum is the source of this 1179-nucleotide messenger RNA. RefSeq names its product V-type proton ATPase subunit d-like. The record is from RefSeq and is a predicted model, not a curated record. Gene Ontology annotation, biological process: proton transmembrane transport; vacuolar transport; vacuolar acidification. Gene Ontology annotation, molecular function: proton-transporting ATPase activity, rotational mechanism. The transcript has 5 exons. Gene Ontology annotation, cellular component: early endosome; vacuolar proton-transporting V-type ATPase complex; proton-transporting V-type ATPase, V0 domain. Lineage: Eukaryota; Metazoa; Porifera; Homoscleromorpha; Homosclerophorida; Plakinidae. The coding region runs from base 33 to 1079 and encodes 348 amino acids.
UUAACACCACAUGACCGAGAGCUGACGAGAAGAUGAACGAAUACGGUUUCAACGUCGAUUCUGGCUACUUGGAAGGGCUAGCACGCGGCUUCAAAGCGGGAAUCCUCACGCAGCCCGACUACAUGAACCUUACACAGUGUGAAACUCUAGAAGACAUCAAGCUUCACUUGCAGAGUACGAGCUACGGCAAUUUUCUACAGAACGAGCCUUCGCCUCUCGGCGUGUCGACAGUCGACGACAAGAUGAAGGAGCUGCUCGUCGUCGAAUUUCGUUACAUGCGCAGCCAUUCGGUGCCGCCUCUCGCCACAUUUCUCGACUACAUGACGUACAGCUACAUGAUUGACAACAUCGUGUUGCUCAUUUCCGGCACGUUGCACGGGCGUCCGGUCAGCGAGCUGAUAGCCAACUGUCACCCGCUUGGAAGCUUCGAGCAGAUGGAGUCCGUGUGUAUUGCCACGACGCCGGCCGAUCUCUACAAUGCGGUGCUGAUCGACACGCCACUCGCACCCUUUUUUCAGGAGUGUAUCUCACAGCAAGAUCUAGACGAGAUGAAGAUCGAGAUCAUACGGAAUACGUUGUACAAGGCCUAUCUGGAGGAUUUCUAUAAGUUUUGUAAAGAGCAGGGCGGAGCUACUGAAGAUGUUAUGUGUGGCAUACUCGAGUUUGAAGCCGAUCGUCGAGCAAUAAUCAUCACCAUCAACUCGUUCGGCACCGAGCUAGGUAAAGACGACCGUGCCAAACUCUAUCCAAGAUGUGGCAAACUCCAUCCAGCCGGACUUGCAAGACUAGCCAAAGCCGACGAUUAUGAUCAAGUUCGAACCGCUGCUGAGAUGUUUGCAGACUACAGACCGCUGUUUGAUGGAAUAGGCACGAAUCCCGGGGAUAAGACCCUUGAGGACAAGUUCUUUGAGCGAGAGGUUCAACUGAAUGUCCAUUCAUUCAUGCAACAGUUUCAGUUCGGGGUGUUCUAUUCCUACCUGAAAUUGAAGGAGCAAGAGCAUCGGAAUAUCGUGUGGAUAUCAGAAUGCGUGUCUCAACGUAAUCGCUCAAAGAUCAAUAACUACGUUCCUAUUUUUUGAGAGGAACGAUAACUGCCAUGUGUACGUUGUACAGAUAUGUUUGUUAGUCUUACAAUCAAUUAUGAAAUGAAUUAUUUGGAGUUAAAUACUGAUAAAGGAG